GUUGGAGCUUCCGACAGCAAGGUGGUUCUGGCCACGCAGCUCUCGUCGGACCGACUCCCCCGACUUGCCCGGCUGGCGGCACAUUGGGGCGGCCAUGUCAUUGCAGCAGUUCUCUGCACGGGACCCGAAGGCCGCGCUGUGGACCCGUCCCGGGCCUCGCGGGGAUCGGCUUGGCGCAAACAGUGCGAGGAUCUUUGCACAGCCACGGAGGCCCUCUACCCGAGCGUUCGCCUGGAGCUGUUGCUUUUGGAGUGGAUCUCCGACGAAGAGGCAUUUUAUCCCGUCAACGCUCUUCGGAACUUCGCACUCUCGCUUGCGAAGCACUUCGAAUUCGUCCUCCAGCUGGACGUGGAUUUCCUGCCUUCAAGAAACCUCAGGCAGCUGCUGGAGAGCGAGGUGGCCGCUCUCUGCCUCCUCCCGCCCGCGCAGCUCCAGGGGCCGACGAUGGUGGCAGUGAUUGUGCCAGCACUUGAGCCGCUGGAGCACACUGAG
Molecule: messenger RNA, 492 nt
Organism: Symbiodinium sp. CCMP2456
Lineage: Eukaryota; Dinophyceae; Suessiales; Symbiodiniaceae
Source: the annotation of a GenBank genome assembly